Delphinapterus leucas (beluga whale) is the source of this 4608-nucleotide messenger RNA. The record is from RefSeq and is a predicted model, not a curated record. Lineage: Eukaryota; Metazoa; Chordata; Mammalia; Artiodactyla; Monodontidae.
AAAUUCCCAAUUUAUCCCUUCCCCCACUUUCCCCUUUGUAAUCAUAAGCUUGCUUUCUAUGUCUGUGAGUCUAGCAGAAAUCUACAUUUUUGAAAUGGCACCCAGAUUGAUAUUUAUUUUUUUUGAGUUCCUCUGACCACACUUUAGAAAUGCUGGCUAGGAAAAGAACACUGCAAAGGGAAAAACAAUGGGAUUAUAAAAAGAACUGGGUCCAGAAAAGUCAAGAAAGGAGAGAAAAAGGAACAGAACAGGUAGGAAUAUAGAAAGCACAGAAGAUGGUAAAAUUAAAUCCAAAUACAUAAGUGAUUAUGUUAAAUGCAAACAAAAUCAACUAUAUGCUAUUUAGAGAAACAGUAUAAAGUGUAAGUUGAAAGUAAAAGAAUGGAAAAAUAUGUCCCUGUGGAUACUUAAAAAAAAAUCUGUGACUAUAUUAUGAGGCAUGAGUCAAGAUAGACUUUAAAGAAAAUGCAGACAAGGCUGUUUGGAGCAAUUGUUUCCAUACAAAGGGGAAACAGAGGCACAGAGCAGGGAGGGGAUGGUCACAGACUGAGUCCAGGGCAGAAGCAAACAGGGUGAUGACCUAAAUUUUCCUGCUGCAUUUGUGCCGGGUUUGCAGCUGCAGGUGGCUUGAUGGUGGCACUUCUGGGUGGGACUUCUCCACUGGCAGCUGCAGCUGUGGGCAAGGACUUUAUUCUGAUAUAGAAUUCCUAGGAAUUGAAGGGGAAUCUGCCCACUGGCUACAGUGGCCCCAAAGACUGUCUGUGCAGCCACCUGGCACGCUGAGCAGUACAAGUAGGGUGGGGAAAGGGAGCCAGGAGCCCACUUGGUCCCACUGAAUGGGAGUGUGAGUUUGGUGAAACGGAGCAAAUCAGCAGGUGGACCUUGAGCCCCUAACCAGAAAGCAGCCUGGAGGGCUGUGAGUGGACAAGUAGUAACAGCCAUGGUGUUUGCCCUCAAGGAGCUUACAGUCUAGAAGAGGGGCUGUGUAUUCUAAUCAAAAUAAAUAUUUUGAAAAUCAGUCAGACGUGGAGGGCUUACCUGGCUGCUCGGACCAGCUGCCAUCUUGGCUGUGGUUACUUCUGACCUGGGCAUAGGGGGCUAAUGACGCCUUUGUGCGCUUAGUGGUGCAGUCAUAGUUUCCGUAAGAGUCGUUAACACGCACUCGCUUCUCUUAUCUAAAACAGCAUCCUUCAUCACAUAUUCGUCAUCCUUCCUCUUACCCACUUUGAUUUUCUUCUCAGCACUGAAUACCUGCUGCUAUUCUAAUACGUGUCUGUUUGCUUGUGAUCUGUCAUCCCCUCUAGACUGUAAGAACAUUGUCUGUUUUCUUGGCUCUCUCCCUAGUGCCUAGAACAGUGCCUGGUACUGUUGAAGGAAGAAUGACUUUGACAGUUGACUUAUGCUGGGCACUGUGCUAAGCGCUUCACAUACACGAUCUCAUCUUAUCCCAACAGCUUUUGAGGGUCUGGGGACAUGGCCCGGAGGGCUCUCAAGCUUGCUUCGUGGACCAGCAUGGCUCUUGCCGCCUCUGGCGUCUACCUCUACAGCAACAAGUACUUGGACCUCAACGACUUUGGCGCUGUCAGGGUGGGCAGAGCAGUUGCCACGACAGCUGUCAUCAGUUACGACUAUCUUACCUCCUUGAGGAGUGUCCCCUAUGGUUCAGAGGAAUACUUGCAGCUUCGAUCCAAGAAGCAGAACCAAGGAGAUGCAGGACUCUGCCAGGUAGAGAUCAAAAUGUCAGCUUUAUUACUGGUGCACCUUCGCUCUGCCAGGCGCCUUUGCGAGCUCUGCUGUGCCAACCGGGGCACGUUCAUCAAGGUGGGCCAGCACCUGGGGGCUCUGGACUACCUGCUGCCGGAGGAGUACACCAGCACGCUGAAGGUGCUACACAGCCAGGCCCCACAGAGCAGCAUGCAGGAGGUCCGCCAGGUCAUCCGAGAGGACCUGGGCAAAGAGAUUCAUGAUUUGUUCAUGAGCUUUGAUGACACCCCUCUGGGAGCUGCCUCCCUGGCCCAGGUCCACAAGGCGGUGCUGCAUGAUGGGCGGACGGUGGCCGUGAAGGUCCAGCACCCAAAGGUGCAGGCUCAGAGCUCAAAGGACAUUCUUCUGAUGGAGGUGCUCGUCCUGGCCGUGAAGCAGCUAUUUCCGGAGUUUGAGUUCAUGUGGUUGGUGGAUGAAGCCAAGAAGAACCUGCCUUUGGAGCUGGAUUUCCUCAACGAGGGGAGGAACGCCGAGAAAGUGGCCCAAAUGCUCAAGCACUUUGACUUCCUAAAGGUCCCCCAGAUCUACUGGGAGCUGUCCACCAAGCGGGUCCUUCUGAUGGAGUUUGUGGACGGCGGGCAGGUCAACGACAGAGACUACAUGGAGAGGAACAAGAUUGACGUCAAUGAGAUCUCGCGCCACCUGGGCAAGAUGUACAGUGAGAUGAUCUUUGUCAGCGGCUUCGUGCACUGUGACCCUCACCCAGGCAAUGUGCUGGUGCGGAAGUGCCCGGGCACAGGAAAGGUGGAGAUCGUCCUGUUGGACCAUGGGCUUUACCAGGUGCUCACGGAAGAGUUCCGCCUGGAUUACUGCCACCUCUGGCAGUCGCUGAUCUGGACCGACAUGAAGAGCGUGAAGAAGUACAGCCAGCGCCUGGGAGCCGGGGACCUCUACCCCUUGUUCACCUGCAUGCUGACAGCCCGGUCGUGGGACUCAGUCAACAGGGGCAUUGGCCAAACUCCAGUCACCGCCACUGAGGACUCAGAGAUCCGCAACAAUGCGGCCAACUACCUCCCGCAGAUCAGCCACCUUCUCAACCUCGUGCCGCGUCAGAUGCUGCUCAUCUUCAAGACCAAUGACCUGCUGCGGGGCAUCGAGGCCGCCCUGGGCACCCGCGCCAGCGCCACCUCCUUCCUCAACAUGUCACGUUGCUGCAUCAAGGCACUGGCCGCGCACAAGAAGAAGAAUACCCAUUCAUUCUUCAGAAGGACCCAGAUCUCUUUCAGUGAGGCCUUCAACUUAUGGCAGAUCAACCUUCAUGAACUCGUUCUGCGUGUGAAGGGGCUGAGGCUGGCCAGCUGGGUGUUGGCCCUGCUCUGCUGGCUGUUCCCUGCUCCACACUGAGUGGACUUACUGUUCCCUUCCCGGUGUGACCUUGUGGUGGCCAAGGGGUCUUUUCACUCCUCACUCUUCCAUCGUGUCUCUACGCACUUGCCCCAUUUCUGCCAGUUGGUGGCCUGGAGCCCCACGGUCUCUGUCCAUGGCACCGUUGUGCUCCACCUCUGAAAUUCCUCUCCUUUGGAGCCCUUGUCUUGGGACCCCCAAGCUGUGCCAUGUGAUAGGUUUCUUUCUCUCUGUAUCCAGGGAGAAGACAUGGCAGUCUGCUUUCCCGCUCCCCAUGUGGGCCAUUGGGUUGGAUGCCCCCCCUCUUCCAUUAACCCUUCCUGUUAUCAGGAUGGACCAUGAAUCCCACUGAGGGCACAUUUAACUUGUAGGAAGUUUGAUUUUGCUGGAAGGGAGCGUCGUCUCUGAACUGGAGAACAGCUUCCUCUCCUUGCUCUGUCACUCCCCAGAGGUGCCGACCUUAGCGAGGUGGCUUGGCACCCAAGCCAGGCUCUGUUGCAGCUGUGAGUUCACUGCUGUCGUGGUGACCCUUUGGUGUUUUAUGUACUGUGAUUCAAUAAAAACCCCUUCAGGGUUGCAGAGCAGAGCUUGGUCAGUGGGAUUUUUAUUCCAGGUUGGGAGUGAAUCCACUUUGGCCACUAGGUAGGAGUGGGUCUGGAUGCCGUGUGCCAUUGUGAUCUGCUCGGCUUCUUGGCCCUGAAAUCCUUCCACCCUUCCACUGUACGGCAGCUUUCUGAUUCUUGUAUGUUUCUCUCACUUUCUAAGACUGAGACCUUGGUUGGAGUUGUUAGGAAGCCCAAGGCCAGGAACUCAGAGGCUCAGCUGAAACCUCUGACUUUGGUUACCCCGGUUUCUCACCUCAUUCCCUGUGACCUGGCACCUGCCUUGUCCUACCAAUUGGCUUCUGACUUAGCCCUUGGAUUCAUCAUUUGAUAUCCCCAGUCCUGGAGACUGUAGUCUAAAGUUCAGUCACCAUGGCUGGGCUUCCACUCUGAAACCUCUUUGUCGCCUGUUUGGACUCUACUUCUACCUUAUUGCCUGCUGCUAGCCUGCCCCUCCCCCCACUCGAUCAUCUGGUCCUGUUUUGGGGACACCCGCAAACUCCUGUGUUUGUGUGGUCUCCAGAUCCCCAAGACCCCAGAUAUGGCAGGUCCUAGCUCUCACCAAGCGCCCAGGCUCACAGAGAGUAAUUGUGUUUAAAUCUCUCCAAUCUUACUUCACUGCAUUCAUGAGGGCAGAAAAAACCCUAAAUUUAAGUCUCAUUUUCUGUUCUCUUUAUUCAUAACACAAGAAGCAGAUUUUUCACUGACCAGAGAUGAUUCACAAUCCCUUUAUUUCCUGAAAGAAUUAAUUGUUCUUAGUGACCAGUUGGAUGCACCCAGAGACCUGAGAGAAUAAUUUGCAAGAUCUGUUAUGAGUCAUGAGGAUGCACGCUGCAUAUUACAUUUUAUGGUGUCUUUUAUAGCCACUGAAGUAAAUAUAAAUGUCCUUUUUGUUCAA